Perkinsus marinus ATCC 50983 is the source of this 258-nucleotide messenger RNA. RefSeq lists its product as hypothetical. NCBI's taxonomy places the organism in Eukaryota, Perkinsozoa, Perkinsida, Perkinsidae. The coding region runs from base 1 to 258 and encodes 85 amino acids. The record is from RefSeq and is a predicted model, not a curated record. The transcript has 4 exons.
AUGCCACGAGGCGAAGGCCUGAGUGGCCUUUUUGACAAGCAGGUCGGUCCUGGCUCCAGGGGGAGGUGGAUGAAUAGAUCGCAGCUAACCCGGAAUCUGUGGCGAGGGCAAAGGAAGAUUCAUGAGUGCUUCUCCGGCUUCACGUUGGCUCACAUCGAAGGGGUGAUGGAGGAUCAAAUCCGAACAAUCUCUCGGUUCGGACCUCCGAUUAUCCUCCACUGCUCGCAAACUGCACUUCGUGCGGACUAUGUCAACUGA